ACUCAGCUCUUCACUAGCUUAAUAAAUUAAGUAGUAGUCUCUUUUAGCAUAAAAAAAAAAGGCGUCGAGUUCAAUGUCUAGUUCUCAAGCCCAAGGAUCAUGGACUGCAAAGCAAAACAAGGCAUUUGAGAAGGCAUUGGCAGUGUAUGACAAAGACACUCCUGACCGUUGGUCCAACGUUGCCAAAGCCGUAGGAGGAGGCAAAACAGCUGCAGAAGUGAAACGACAUUAUGAAGUACUUGUCCAUGAUAUCAUGUUUAUUGAGAAUGGUGGGGUUCCCUUCCCCAUCUACACUGGAGGAGGCACUACUAAUAAUUAGCAUCAACUAAGGAUGCAAAUCUUUGGCUCCAACAAGUAAUGAGACGAAGAAAACAUGCAGCCUUACCUACGGUUACACCGCAUUUGCUUGCAA
This is a messenger RNA of Nicotiana tabacum (common tobacco), 412 nucleotides long. NCBI's taxonomy places the organism in Eukaryota, Viridiplantae, Streptophyta, Magnoliopsida, Solanales, Solanaceae. The record is from RefSeq and is a predicted model, not a curated record.